Molecule: messenger RNA, 11915 nt
Organism: Anneissia japonica
Lineage: Eukaryota; Metazoa; Echinodermata; Crinoidea; Comatulida; Comatulidae
Product: putative leucine-rich repeat-containing protein DDB_G0290503
Exons: 16
Coding region: 612-6923 (2103 amino acids)
Source: RefSeq, a predicted model, not a curated record
UGGUCUGUUUUCAACUCUUCUACAAUUUUAUUUGCUUCUUAAGUAUGCAGUUGCACCUAAAUUAAUUAUAAUUUGAAGUUAAAAAAACAAAUAGCCAUUGCUCGUAAAGUUACAGACAAAAUUCCAAGCACUGAGUUUGUGGAACAAGAAGCUCUGAAGUCUACAGAACUUUGGACUAGUCCAUUAACUUAUGGGAAUCGUGUUUCACAGUUGGUCUCACCAAAAAUCAAAGUCCCAAUCAAAGGCAAGAAACUUGUUUGUCCUCUGGAAAUGUAAACGAAUGUUGGAUAUUCUCUUCGCUUCUGAUAAGAAGAAUAAUGUUGAAGAAUAUGUUUCUUGGAUUCUAACAAAUUAGGUAAUCCAUAGAAGCAAUCAGCGAUGUUGUUUUAGUAAAUUUCUAGUUAUGAUUACAAGACUUCCAAACUGAUAUCGGGCAGUUGCACACGGUGAAGACCACACCGCUUGACCCUUGGAGACUGGCAGCCCUGCUAAUUUUGGACAAAAAUGUUUAUCAACAGGAUUAAAUGGUGCAACAUUCAAGAGUUCAAGUUUGUGUGAGUGAUGAUGUUAUAACACUGGUCAGAACGUGAUUUAUUUAAACCUCAAGCAAAAUGGCAGACAUUGGGUUGGGGACAAGAGCUCAAACAACUCUGACCAAUGGAAGUGCAGCUUCUACCUCCUCUGAAUCGGACAAAGAAAAUAUGCCGAGUACUAUGUCAUGUGACUUCGAUACUCUAUAUCAAACUUUUCUAGAAAAUGUAGCUCCUCCACCUGGACAGAUGAAAUCCAGGGAUUCAUCCUCGUCAUCCUCUUCACGUCUCGACCCUUUAACUGAAAAUACGCCGGUACGUUUCACAAGUUCUAAUUCCAAUCCUCAUGCUACAAGUGCAGAGGACGGUAAAGGUAUGCAGCAAUUAAGCAGACUUGUUAAAAUGAUGGAGCAGAUGUGUGUGUUGACUGAACAGAAUACAAAACUGCGGGAACAAGCAAAUUAUCUUAGUGCAAUGAAAGACCUGGAAAAGUUACGCAGUGAGAAUUUGAAUAAGAAAUAUGAUGCAUACGGAAAUUUCACUUGCAAUGAGGACUACUACAGGAGCCCACAUCAUGUUGAGGAGGUCGUGUCUGAACCGGAAAGUAUUGCCGGAGAGGAUAUUAAUGCAGCGCGAGAGAGGAGCAAAACAAAACGCAAAGGGCGAUCAACAUCACGGAAUGGGGUUUCUGUGAAUAUGAAGACACCUAGAAGUCAAUCUCAUGGCAGGGUUGCCGAUGAUGAUAGUGAUCAUGCGAAAAAGGGAAUUUUUAAUUUUGUACAUAAAAUAACAUCAAAAACAAAAAAGCAGGGCAGUAAAAUGGAGGACAGUAAAAUAAGCAAAACAAAGUAUCCAAAAGGAAAGGAUCAUCUUGUUGAAAUUUCUGAGCCAUCAGUAUAUUUUAAAACUAAUGAAAAUUCCGAUAUUGAAGAGGUGUUUGAUAAAUCACAAAGCUAUAGUGACGGGUAUUUUCAUACUAAAGAAAGCGACCUCUCAACAAGCUCAAAUGACGAACUUGUAGAUUCUCCAGGUAAGCCUACCCUUCAAAGAAGCAACCAUGUUUUACGCGGUAAAAGAGUUAACCUAGCCCGUCAGACUUGUGUUACCCACGAUUAUACUGAAUCAGGUUCUGACUACCACAGCGGUCACCGAAGAGCAUUGUCGUUUGAUGCAAUUGAGCGUAAUGACCGGGAACCAGAUACUCAUAUGCGAAAGUCUGAUACACAACCAGAUAUUCAGGUAGGAUCGGCUCAGCUUGAACAAACCAACAAAGAUAAGGGAAGAAGACUUGAAGGUAGAAGCGCAUCCUCAGAUAUGCUGGUUUCUUCAAAACCAACUUCAAAUGAGAAACGCGGCAAAGUAACCUCGGGAUGGGAUCAUAUAAAAGAUUUUAUUCGGAACAAACCACCGGGACAGUGUGAUGUACAGUUAGAUAGUCGAGAAGGGCCUAUUGAGAAAAGAGCAACUCUGGCCACUGGAACAGAUCUCAGUAAAGAAUUCCCUUCAACCACAUGGUACGUUGCCCUUGGUGAUACUAAUCAAGCCCUUGCUCGUUCUGUCCCUGACAACGUCCAUAAAGCAGAACUUUUGGCCAACAAUUCCGAUCCAAUACAAAGUCUACAGAUAAGUUUACCGGGAGACUUCAGCAAGUUGAUGGAAGAGUGGGACCGAAAACGGUUAAGCGGUACUGGCAACAGUAAUUAUACAGCUGCAGAGAAACCUUCUACCAAAAAGCGAAAAACAGGAAAACCUAGAAAGGAUAAUAAAUCGAAUCGUUCAAAAAAUGGGAAGAAAGAUAAAACAGAAGUUCAAGCAACUUCCUCUGAACCUGGAUAUGGGAAAUCAUUGGAAAGGGAUGGUCAAUUGGAUGUUGGCCAAGAGGUGGAUAUGUCCAAACUCACUCCAGAUUUUAAGUUGAAGUUAAAGGAAUGGGAAGAGAAGCAAAAAAAGAAACAACUUGUCCGAGUUAAGUCAGACAGUCAAGCAGACCAACAGACAAAAAUGAGGUCUUAUCCACAACGUAGCAUAUCCACUGAUCUAGAGCUUGAAACAGAGCAUCAUACAAGCAUGAGGCCUUAUCCACAACGUAGCGCAUCCACUGAUCUAGAGCUUGAAUCAGACCAACAGACAAAAAUGAGGUCUUAUCCACAACAUAGCAUAUCCACUGAUCUAGAGCUUGAAACAGAGCAUCAUACAAGCAUGAGGCCUUAUUCACAAUGUAGCAUAUCCACUGAUCUAGAGCUUGAAUCAGACCAACAGACAAAAAUGAGGUCUUAUCCACAACGUAGUGCUUCCACGGAUCUAGAGCUUGUUAGUCAAUUUGACACAGUCCAUGCAACACCAGCAGUCGUCCAAUCAAAUGAAGGUCAAGACAUUGUGCCAUCAGACCCACCUUCAGUUAUUCAACCGUCCCCUGACAUUAUAUCCAUUGGACGGUCAUCGCAAGAUGAUUUGGACCACACUGCAGAUAGUGAAUCUCAGAAUAGUGUUCCUUCCAUGAAUAUUGCUAGUGAUAGUACAUCCGUCAGUGAAUUAAAAUCUGAGGAGAAUUUUGAAGAUGGGAUUUUACCUGAUCUUGUUGACACAGCUGAGAGCCAUAUAAUAAAGCUGGAAGAGAUGAAUUUAUUACUGGCUGAUGAGUUGCAUUAUAAAACAGCAAACUUACAGCAGAUAACAGAAGAAAUCCAAAAGAUGCAAGAGGAGAUUGCUCAACUUGGAACUGAUAUUUCUGUUUCAAACCAAAUGAGUGAUGCCUCUAUGGGUGUUACUUUGGAGAAGGAACUCUGUAACAUUAAAAGUGAAGUUACACAGUUGGAGGAGCGAUUCAAGCCUGUUGAUGCACAACAACCCACUGUCAAUAAAUCUUCUCAGGAUGUUUCUAAGGAGACCCAAACAAAAGCAAAAAAAGCAGACGAUGAGAAAUCACUUGAGGAGAGUCUACGAGAGCGAGAGACUCUUGUGAAGCUGUUACAGUCAGAAAUAUCACGGCAGGCAAAUGAGAUAAAUUACCUACGCAGUCGUCAUCAAGGAUCCAGAAGGGGAAAGAGUUUCUGUAGUAGUGAUCGACCAGGGGCAAAGAUUAAUAAAAAGCGAAGCAACAGUGACAGAAUUCGUAGGACAUCAGAUGAAGAUAAAUUGAUGAUGAAGUUCUCAGGUGCAACAUUAAAAGAAGAGGUAACAUCAGUAAAGGUGCCAGUUUCUAAAAAAGUGACUGCAAGUGCCACUCAAAUUGGCAAUAAAACGAUCACAACAUCUGAUCGUCCGUUGAGUUGUGUUUCGACUGGUGCUGAACAUGAUGGUGCUAUCAGCUUAACAGCUUCUGGUAGCUCUAAGUAUGAGCGCCCCUUAAGUAUGAUAUCAGGGUGUACUGUUAUAAGUGAACGAGACCGGCCUGUUAGUAUUGCAUCUAGCCUUGCAUCCAGUGGAUCAACGCGAUUGGAAGUGACUAGUGAUAGUACGCCUUCUCUCGAGACAUUGCAUAUUUCAGCGGAGGAUAUAAGAUUAUCUGAGAUUUUGUCUGAAAGCGAGGAAAAUGUAGGAAGUAAUUCUGAGACUUUAGAAAAACAAGAUGGUGCCAUACCUAUUCCAAAGCCACACCAAGUAGCAUCCAGAAAUGCCUGUAAUUCACAUGGUAUAAAGUCAUCGACAAAAUAUCAAAACACCGAAGUCGGCAAACCUUCAAAGGAAAUACAGCCACAGAAGCCAUUAAUAAAGAGGCAUCAAUCUCUUAUCAAUGAUAGGGAGCAGGAGCUUAUCGGUAAGAUUAAAGAGACCUUGAAGGAAAGUGAAGGGAAGACAGAGGCCCCUCCACUUUCUCCUUCCAAGCUCACCAAGAUUGAGCCACAGAUAGAGCUUGUCAAACUGGCCAAGAGUCCUCAGAGUCAGAGAGUAGAUAUUGGACAGAAGGUUACAGCACAGACAGACACAGUGCGUCAGAAACCAGAAAUCCCAGAGAAGAAAUGGAGCCUUGAAAAAAGAGAGUCUAUUAAGAGAAUAAUUGAAAAUGAAGCUCUAAGUAAUGCAAAGAAACAUGGAGUUGACAGAUUUUCAAAAGCCACUGGAAAAGUUGUCACCAGAAGAGCUACUUCUGAUGACAUUAGGAGCAGUCCAGCAGUUUGGAAAGAUCCCAUGUUCAGCAAGCGACGAGAUUCUUUUGAAAGUUUAGCCAAGUUAUCAAAUGAUAAUACACAAUCAAAGCAAUUGUCAGACAAUUUAACCAACCAGGAUGAAAAUCAAGUACAGAAUUUAAAGAAAAAAUUUAUGCAACAUCGUGUUGGAAAAAAUAUAGAAACACUUCCUUCAGUUAAUGUAUUGAAACCACGCUCUUACAGAACAGCACGUGAGCUACCAAAAGAGGGAUGUGUUAAGCAAUUGAGCCAAGCUUUCUCACUGGGUAAUCUUGAUGAAACAAAAACUCUGACUGGCAGCACGCCUCAAAGUUUAUCCCCAGCUUCAUCUUGCAGCUCAAUUCCAGUUAUUGCUUAUAGUUCAACAGUUGCUACUCAUAUUCGUCGCUUGAAAAAUCGCACAACUGACAGUUCCUUUGAAGAAGGUUACUCCGAGCGACCAAAAUCUGAUCCAAAGUCUAACUUAAAUAAUCAACUAACCCAAGUAACUGAUUCUGCACAUACAAAAUCUUCCCCAGAUCUUGCAAUAAAAAAUGAAGACAAGAAACCAGAUGAAGAAAAGUCAAAAUCUUCUCCUAAAAAAGAAAAACCAUCUGUCCCAAGAAAGAAACCUCAAAGUUCUAAAUCAGUUGAUAAUAAUGCAGAAGAUAGGAGAGCAAGAAGGAAUGGUGCUGUAUUUACUUAUACUGUUUCAGUUGAUGGAUCUGAUGUUAAGUCUUCUAAAGAUCAAACUAAAAUGAAGGAAUUAGUCAACACCGAUCAAAGACCUUACUCUCGGCAUGCGAGUAAUAAACUUGACACACAAACAGAGGAUAGUGUUACAUUUACUGUCAACAAACGAACAGGUUUUGGAAGAAAGAAUAAUACGACUGAAAAUCAAAACAACAACAAUACCUCCUAUGAUCAUCUUUCUCGUGGGCAACGCUCUAGCAUCUCAGAUAGAAAGCAAUUGUUUGAAAAAUUUGAAAGCACAGUAAACAAACCAUCAACUCCAAGAAAAAUUGCUGUUGAAAUUAAAGUGCUAAAUAAUUUAGCUCUUGUAGGAGGUAAAGAAGAUGAAGAUACAUCCACCAACUCAUUAAAGAUAUCUUCAUGUCCUCAGGCAUCGACAGAGAAGAUAGCUUCUUCUGGUUCUUCGACAGAGAAGAUAGCUUCUUCUGGUUCUGAGAAAUCGUUAGUUUUAACUGAAAAUAUACCAUCAUCACCAAAGAAAAAUGCCACAAAGGAAUCUGAAUUGGCUUCCAGUGAAGAAAGAAAUAACGAAAAAGUUGUACGACGGCAGCGAAAGUUUAGCUCGCGAGAGAGUAAUAAUAACCAAUUAGAUUCAAAUAUCAAUAACAACAACAACAAUAAUAAUGAAAACAGUAUCCAACCAGCUAUUGAACAAAAACGUCGUAAAAAGAAUUCAAAAGUUGAAAGAAGGCCAUCAAAAAAGAACCAUGAUAUUCAAAAGUCUGGUAAAGAAAUCAAAGCUGAAAAACAAGUACGUGAACGCAAAUCCUCUACCUCAAAAGUUGAACCGCGUGAUAUCAAAUCUCCUAAUAUAAGCCAAACCAAGAAAAAAAAAGAUUCUUCAGAAGGAGUUACUAAUAAUAGGUGGUCAUUCACAGGUAAACAUAAAGAGGAUGCUAAAGUGGAUUCAAAACAAACACAGAACACUGAUAAGGGAAAGGGAAAGAAACGUUCAAGCUCAAAGCAGCGUUCAAAUGGCUCUACAGAUUCCCUGUUCUCCAAAAGUCGCGACUCUAAGGAAAGAAGUAGUUCAUCUUCAUGUGCAGCUGAAGGACAGGCAGCUAGCCAACAGCAUCGCAAAGGAAGCACUGAAUCCAAAGAUGGCACUUCAGAAACCAGUGAGCCUCGGGAAAGAAGGUCAAGAAUUGACAAACAAUCUAGAAGAUCACGUUCCCGUAAUAAGCCUGAUCGGGUUAACUUCUUCGAGCUUAUUAAGAGAUCACCUUCAGUUGACGGUUCAAAAAUACCCCAAGAGCAAUCUAUGAAGCCGGGAAGGCCAGUGCGGGCUCAGUCUGUGGAUCGAACAUCAAGAAGCAGCUGGUUUUCAAAGAAGACAGAUUCAAUUACAAACUUUCUUAGAAUGUCCAAUGUUGAUGACUGCAUUGAAAUUGAUGAUUGGUCUGAGUAUCUAGACUUUUGUCAAGACACUCUUGAUUAUUUGCAUGAAGAUUACACACGAUGCUGUCAUAACGAGGAUGUGUGGCAGCUACACGAUGAGUUGCACAACAUACGAGAAACCAGUAUACUGACAUAAAUCACUAGAUACUUAGUUCUGCAUGUAAGGAAUUAACGUGAUAUAAGAAGAGGGCGUUACAAGAACUUACUGCUAUGCUAGUGCUCUACAGGAGUGAAUACAUUCUACAAGUACAGAUGAUAAUGGUCAUCCAAUAUGUAUGCGUAUUUCAGCUAUUAUUAUGCAACUUCCAUGAUAGAAGCCAGUGUAAUUUAUAAUUUAAGCAUGAUCUUGAAUAAUUUCUCCACCAUGAGAAGGUUAAAGGACAUUCUUGCCUUUGGUGUUUAUAAUGUUGAACAUAUGUAGAGUGAGAACAUUGCACAUAUUAGAGAUAGCUGGAGCAUUAGCACCUAUUUUAUAACAAAAUGUGGACUAUUAGCACCUAUAUAAUAAACUAAUAAUUUACACCUUAUGGAAUCCAGUGUGCUAUAGAUAUGUAAACUUGUUCUUAAAACAUAAAGGAUCAUGCAAAAAGGACAAAGGAUGUGGAUUAGUAAUUGUGGAUGUCAACAGAUAUUUGAAGGUACCCUAGUACAAGAUAUUUAGAUACAAGUUCACAUGUUUUUGCAUCUUGCCUCAGGGUAUUGUACACGACAGGGUGACAGAUUUGUAAUUUUGGUGCUUAAUUGAAAUUUGACAAUGUACCUGCUUAACCUUACUGAAAUAAUGCAAACAUAACAUGUAUUUAUAGUAGAUUUUUGUAUAUAUUGUAUAUUAAAAAUAGAGGUAUUGAUUUUAGUUGAUUGUUUAAAAAAACCUUAAAAGUAUAACUACCCAUAAAUUUUUUAUACUAUAUAUUAAAUAUAUGUAGAGUGAAAACAUAAAAUUUAUCUAAUGUUUGUAUAUUUUAUAAAGCAAAAGUAGUUCAAACCAAAAUUGCUAUUAAUGAGGGCAGUAGGACUGAUAGGCCAGCAGUUUCUGUACGUAUUCAAACCCAUAGAUGCACAAGUAUGCAAGCAAUAGUAGUAAUAAAUACGCAACUAAAAGUAUGUAUGUUUUUUCUCCAUUUCAUUUGAACAAUUUGGGUUUGUACAGCAAAAAUGGAUAUUCCUUGGUUUCUGUCCAUAAAACAAUAAAUCAAUUAUUUCUUAUUUAUUCAAAAAACCUCCAGAACAGAGAAGUAGAAUGAACAAUAAUACCAAAUCAUUUUGAUGUAGCUUUCAAUAUGACAUGAUCAGAUAUGCAGCCAUUUUAUUUAAUACUUAGCACAUCUGUAGGGGCUGAUCCAGUGCCCACCCCUUCCCCUAAAAAAUAAAUAUAUUUAAAAAAAAAGAGGGGUGCACUACAGUACUCCAAAAUAGCAAUUUAUUUAAAUUCUGUGUAAUUUUGCAGAUUUCGGGGGAGUGGAGGGUGUAAUAGAAAUAAACAUAAAAAUUAUUUUUUAAGAAAUUUUUCGCUGUCUGGCCAAAUAUAAAAUUUUAUUUUUAUUCAAAUUAACCAUUUUUGGAGGUUGGAGGGUUCGCUAAAAAGCUACUAAGAGAUUACCAUGUUGAAAACACUGAUGAUUUGAUGUUGUCUUUGAUGUUGACAUCCGAUGUUUCUACUCUUGUAAAUUUUAUUCAAAAUGUAUUGAUUUAGGCCUACCAUUAAUAAGUUGUAGACAUCACAAAAGUUACAUGAAGCUACAUUCAGUAGUGGAUAUUUCGUGGGUGGAGAGGGGGGGGGGCGGUAGGGGAAUGCCAAAAUAUAGAUAUGUUAUAUCAGAUCAUAGCCAUCGAAGUAUCAUUAAAGCAGUUGGUGGGGGAAGGGAGGGUUUGGCAUUUAACAAAUUUGGUAGUAACUGAAGACUGGAAAUUUGCUACUUACGCCUAUCCGUGGAUACAGAAUGUUAAAGCAAGGUCUGAGAGCAUAUCCAGUCCAGCCCCACUAUGGUUUGUGAACAACUUUUUCGGCACCUCUGGAUGCAUGGAAAUAGCAGCUGGCAAACCUGUAGAGCUGCUACCCCUCCCCAUUGGCAGACACAAGAUUUACUGUUAGUGGAGAUUAGAGUCCAUACCCACCUCAGCCUCACAUGAUUAGGGCUGAGGUGAGCACAUUUUAAAAUAUGGCACCUAAAUAUAGCAACUUUAUUGUCAUAAAAAUAUGUAGUACAGUACAAGGUUAAAAAUGUUAAUACCUGGACACAGACGUUAGUAGCAGGACUCAAAAUAAUGAGCAAAUCACAAUUUGUAGGACUAUUUUAAAUCAGGUGAAUAAGACAAAUGUAAGACUAAUGCGAAAAUGAUAAAUUGCUCAAAAUUAUAUUCAUAUCAUUGCCAUAACUAGGUGAAUUGUGUUUCUUAAUUCUCCAUGAAUAAAUAAUGUGCAAGAAAUACAUAUAUACUGUAAUACAAUGAAGAACAAUGACUAUAAAAACUGUGAUUAUAUUUACACGGAUGUGCAGGCUUUUGUAAAAUAUAAAUAAUAUGCAAUUAAAUAAAACAUGUUAUGAAUACACAGGAUAAAAUAUACAAUGGAAAUGGCCCUCCUAAGCCUACAUCAUGAAUACUGUAUACAUCAUGAAUACUGUACUGUUGAAGAGUUUUGACAAUUUUAAGUACAGUUCCUUGCAAAAAUUAGAUGAGUUGUACUAUCAAUUGAAUUGUUAAUUUUUAAGUGUUGUGUUUGAUUCUGGUUACACAUUAAUAAUUAGUCAAUUCUUGAUAUAUUUAUGGCAGACAGACCAUGUACAGUAGGUAUAGGUAUACCUCCAUGGACAGAUCUAACCAGGUGAGACAACUGAUAAAGUACAGUACUAACAUAAAAGUUUCUUUUGUGAAAGAGUGAAGAGCACAAUGUUGCUGAAUGGGGUUGGAUUUACAGGGGGCCAGAGGUCAUAUCACUAAAUUUGUUUACUUUGAUGGCCAAAAAAAUAUGAAGUGAUGAUAACAUUGAAGGUGAUGAUGAUGAUGAUGAUGUCAACGAUGAUGAUGUUGACAUAAGUGGUGGCAUGCUUCGAGUGAUGGAGACACUAUGCAGAUUAUCAUUAAUGGUAAGCCUGAUGUGAACAACUUUGAAAAUAUGGCUUCACUAGAUGCCCAAAAAUAGCAGCUCAUCUUGCAAAUCAGCUACCCCUAUUCCAACCCCAUGCUGGGGCAGAUACAGGAUUUAAAUUAUAUAUAUAUAUAUAUAUAUAUACAAGAACAACCACUGUGAUUAAAAUUUACUAGAAUUAUUAUGGGUAGGACUACGAUUGACAAAAAACUGGGAAGCAAACACUUUAUUAUUUACCGAAAGAGCAAAUCAAAGGAUGGUUUUCCCGAGAUAAUUAAAAACCUUUAAUAUAAGCUCUGAAAUGUUAAAAACCUGAAACUCUAUUUGAUAGACAUUUUAGAGAAGAUAAUUCACAAUUGAAAUACUGCUAUGUCUCGUCUUGGUGGGCGAGGACCUUCUUUCAGCUGAUGGGUCAUGGUGGUCUCUUCUUGUUCCGGAGACACCACCCACCCAUAUGAUUCUCUCACGGAAUGUAUUUUUUAUUCUUUCAUAUUUCUGAAUUGCAUGUACUCUACUACUGUUUUUGCCUAUCAGAUCAAUCAACACUAAUUUCAUUUUUACCAUGUUAAAAUGAAAAUAAAGGAGUCGUACAAAUUGGUUGGCCUUGUUUACAUGUUUUAUACUUCAGUUAUCCUGAGUUUGUAAAUUAUUUCCCAAUUAUUGACAUUUUAUGUGUAGAAGUCAGCUUGAAUUACUUAGUACCUUUCAAAUGACAGAUUGCUCAAAUGACAAUGAUUAGUGUCAGUUAUUGUUUCUUGAUUGCAGCUCACUUGACGAAGUGGCCUCCAUACAAAAUUGUUACAUGGCGGCUUAAUUUCUUGGGGUUGAUGAAGUGGCCUCCUAUACAAAAUUGUUACGCGACGGAUCAAUUUCUUGGGGUUUUGUGUCCAAUGAAUUCAAAAUUUAAAAAAAAUAAAUAAACAGUCUCAGAUCCUAUUUCCUGACAUUCAGCUUCUUCCCUCGUACACUAAGAGACUGGGAUUCUCUCUUCCAUGUAACAAAAUAGAAUUAUCUGUCAUUCAUAAGAGGCUAUAAAAAAAAAAGUAAUUUUGAUAAUCAUCAUCAGUUUAUUAAAGUAUUAUUAUUGCUUUUAUUUAUUAUAAUUAUUUAUGAUAUUUAUUGUCAUUAUCAUUAGUUUUGAUUGGAAGUAGCAGAACCGAGGAAAACCAGAAGUGAAAUGGCUGCUGCCCCAGAAAUCACCUACAGUGGUCGGCUGGAGGGCAGUGGUUCCAUCUAGAUUUCAGGUUUGUUAAAUUUCCACAUUCAUUUACUAAAAUAUACAUACAGUAUAUACAUAUACAGUACAUAAAUUAAAGUUUAGUAGUGAAAAUAAUGUUGGCGGAGUAUAAAUUUAAAUUCUUGAAACUUGCCAGGGUAGAGUUGCACAUACAGUGUAUGUAUAUGUGUAUAUAUAUAUAUAUAUAUAUAUCAUGCAUGCCCUACUAGUAGAUUCAAGACAUUUAAUAAUUAUUUAGAAUACCGAUCUGGCUGCAGAUAAGCAGGAGCCUAGGACAAUUUUCCUUUUUGGGAUUUGGGAUGGCUUACUGGCGUAAGCCAUCACUCAGUUGCUGUAUCACAAUCAUCGCACCAUGCACGUUUGUUCAUUAAAGUUCAUACACAUGAAUAAUCAAUAAAUCAGACUAAUGAAUAUUUUACUGGACUCUGCAUUGAGACAAGUGGUAAAGAAAAAAAACAAUUGUUUUGAAUAUGCUGUUGUACAGUUUAAUUAAUUUUCAAACAGUUCUAAUGCAUAUAUGUACUAUAUUUAAACAAUGAUGAAAGUUUAAUGUGCAUUUGGUCUAGAAUUUUAGGCUCAUCUAAGAUGAACAUUUGUGAACAUUUGUGAACAUUUACUAAAUACGUCACUACUCAAUUUUAGAAACAUUACAACACGAUUCUAUGAGGCGCACAUUGAUAAACAUUAUAAACGGCUUCUGUUAUAAAGUUUCUAAUGUUAAAGCAAAUAAAAAUUGGUCAAUGCAUAAUUCCACAUGUCUGCUCUAACCUAAUUGUUGAGUUGGAAAAAUUAUUUUUGAAAUA